AUGGCCGUGGAGAGGAUACGGCACUUCCUAGCGGAGUCCCAAUGGAUGGAGGGACGGAGCGGCGGACGUGUUUUCGGACUUGACCACGAUCCCGAACACCUGUAUGCGAUGUCAAUUGAGGCUCAAUCAGUAGCAAGUAGCAGCAAACAGGCCAUCAGAGAUAGAACCUAUGUUCACGACGUUCACGACGAUGACGAGAGCUCUGGCGUAGAACCCACAAGCUCGGAAGGAGACGAUAGCUCGGAGGAGGAGGACGAAGAGGAGGCACCCAUAUCUAAUGAAGACGUGGCAGCUCAAAUGGCUAUCGAGAAUGACUUUGACCGACUGGUGCAGAACGUGCGAUCCAACGAACGCUCACAGAGCGUCGGCUUGUCGAAAGAAUGGGACUUUGCCAUUGAAGACCAGGAUGCCGAGUUCAAGGAUGACCUCAGGGCUGCAUCUGGAAUAGGUCGGUCCCGUCGAAAAAAAGGCAGGCACGAAGGACCAGCUCUGUCCCCCGAGGUCCGGGCAUUGAUCGGUGAGGGCAACCAGGCAUAUGUGGAUUGCAACACCUCCGAAGCCAUCAAAAUGAUGCAAGAAGUCAUUCGAAUAGAGCCUCGAGCGCAUUCUGCUUGGACAGUGCUCGCUCAAUGUUACGAAGACCUUAAAGAAAGCCAAAAGGCCCUUCAACUUCGAAUAAUGGCUGCCCAUCUACGACACGACGCAGAUGAAUGGGAUCGCCUAGCAAAGCAAUCACGCGACCUGGGGUACCACCAACAAGCGCUGUACUGCUAUCGCAAGGUAAACAAACUCGACCCAUCCAACAUCCAUGCAUUCUGGGAUCUAGCGACGCUGGCGAAGGAGCUCGGGGACUUCAAGCUCUCGCGCAAUGCAUUUCUCGCCAUCCUGAAACGUUUCCCCCACGACCUCAACGUCUUGAACGAACUGCGUACGAUCCUGAUUGAGUUGUCCGAGUUUACGCUCUGCGCAUCGCUUUUCCAACAAGCUUUCGAUCAUUUCGUGACGCUGCACCCUUCUGGCAGAGGAAGCGACCCCCUGACGGGCGGGGAUGUGGCUGGUGGUGGAUUUGGUUUGAUGGAGAUUCUCGUCCUCGCCGACUUGUACAAUACCCUUGAAGAGUACGAAAGAUCUGCCAAUGUGAUCAGGAGAGGCUGCAGGUGGCUGCAGGGACGCUCUGAGCAGAAGUACUGGGACGUUUGCGCCGAUGACAGGGAAUACGAUAUACCUGACGAAGACGGACGCAGUUCAAUUCAACGGCGGAAUGGCGAACCUCGCCCUGGAUGCUAUCCACUAGAUGUCAAUGCUCGCCAUCGACUCGCCGUUUCGAGGCUGAAGAUGGGAGAUACCGAUGAGGGCAAGAUGCACGCCAAUAUUGUCUUAGCGGAGGAUGUUCUCGAUUAUGCGCCUCUCUUCAGCGAGAUCGCAGACGUAUAUUUUGAACGUGAGAUGUAUGCCGACGCCAAACCAAUAUAUGAGUUACUAGGAUCUGGUGCAGCGACCAGUAGCUUGUAUAUCCUUCUCCAGACAGCCGCUUGCCUCCGUAUGCUAGGAGAAUUACAAGAUGCAGCAGAGGUAUAUGAACACAUAAGAGAGACAGAUCCAUCGAAUAACGACGUUAAAAUGAAGUUGGCCUCGCUGUAUGAACUUCUAGACGAACCUCGGAAGGCGUUGGCGUUGGUAUACGAAGUCAUCGACGCACGGAAACGUCGUCGCGCUGAGGGCCAAUCUAACGAUGGAAAUGAGCACAGUUCCAGUACGCCCAGUGCACAGGGCGGAGCUUCUCUUUUCGAAGAGAAGAAGAAAGCUACGAAAAGCGGGCAGCAGAGGAAGCUCACGCUAGCACAGCUCAAAGAGCUCGAGGCAAAGAAGGAGGCGCAGGUCGUGAGGGGGUAUCGGCGCUUGACUGAGUUGUGGCCCGCCAUGAUGCAAGAUGAGGGCGAUGCGGAGAGGGCUUGGAUGGAGGAGGCGGAGAAGCUGGUGGAGACGUAUCGAGAGACAAGAAACCUGUUUGCCGCAUCUCGGCAAUGGAGGGGCAUGUUCCCUCGGGCUAAGGCUGGGUUCACUACAGAAGCGGACGAAGAUAGUAUGGCGUCUAGAUUGCAUCUAGACUUGGAGCGCGACAGCAUGAUGAAGAAAUUGGGCAAGAGUAGUGAAGCAAAAGGAGAUCUUCGCAUGUUCCGAGGUGUAUCCUUCGACGAUUGGAUGAAUGUGUUCAUGCAGUAUGCGUUCUUGCUCACGAGACAUGGACAACACGAAAUUGCGGAUGAGGUGCUACGGCACAUUCUCCUGUCCAGCCCUUACCAAGACCGUAGCGCCCAAAACACAAUUCGGCUAUCCUUGAUCACUUGCGCUAUUGCAAGCAGGCGCUAUGAUAUCGUUGUCGAACAAUGCAGGAAGCUGAUCACUGUGUACCAGUUCAACAACGAGCCGUUCCGGUUGUUAUUGGCGUCUUUGGCAAGCGGAUUGCGACCCACAGACGCAUUCAUAACGUCCACGCUCCAGAAGGCCAUGCUGCGUGAAGUGAAAUUAUGGGACUCCGCUACCACCCACCCCGAGACGAUGAAAUUCGUUGCAUCGAGCAAGCGUUGGGCGUCAACGAGCUUGGGCAAAAGUGGCGAUGACGCCGGAGCUGACGAGGAGGGUGAUGAUGCCGGCGACACGCUGCAGAGUAACCUGGCUGAAAGUGCGUCUACGUCAAGUAGCGCGCCGAAGCUGCCCACGACGCACAACCCCCUCCUUCCAACGAUCUAUGGGCAGCUCUGUAUAUGUGCGAAGAGUUAUCAAAGCGCAAUAUUCUAUUUACUGCUUGCGUAUGAUCACUUCCCCGAUGAUCCUGUGAUAUGCUUAUGUCUAGCAAUUGCGUCGUUUGGCCGCGCUAUGCAACGACAAGCAGAUAAUCGGCAUCAUCUCAUUGCCCAGGGAAUGGCGUUCCUCACACGGUACCGUAAACUCAGGAGCACGUCCGCUCCGUCUGUCGAAGAACUUGAGGAGGUCGAGUUCAACUUUGGUCGAGCAUUCCAUCAGCUUGGGCUUUAUUCCUUUGCAGUUAAACACUAUGAUAAUGUACUCAAGAUGGCAAGGCAGCAUCCACCCAACGAUUUGGGGGUCUCCAAGGAGGCCGCCUACAACCUCGCUAUGAUAUAUAUGCUUACCGGCGCUACUCCGUUAGCGGAGGCGCUGUAUAGGAAUUGGUUGUCAAUCUGA
Molecule: messenger RNA, 3204 nt
Organism: Pleurotus ostreatus (oyster mushroom)
Lineage: Eukaryota; Fungi; Basidiomycota; Agaricomycetes; Agaricales; Pleurotaceae
Gene: TFC4
Product: transcription factor TFIIIC subunit tfc4
Exons: 17
Coding region: 1-3204 (1067 amino acids)
Biological process (GO): transcription by RNA polymerase III
Cellular component (GO): transcription factor TFIIIC complex
Molecular function (GO): protein binding
Source: RefSeq, a predicted model, not a curated record